Messenger RNA from Haliotis rufescens (red abalone), 6854 nucleotides. RefSeq names its product probable cysteine--tRNA ligase, mitochondrial. Gene Ontology annotation, biological process: cysteinyl-tRNA aminoacylation. The coding region runs from base 360 to 2108 and encodes 582 amino acids. Lineage: Eukaryota; Metazoa; Mollusca; Gastropoda; Lepetellida; Haliotidae. Gene Ontology annotation, cellular component: cytoplasm. The record is from RefSeq and is a predicted model, not a curated record. Gene Ontology annotation, molecular function: cysteine-tRNA ligase activity; ATP binding. The transcript has 13 exons.
UCCGGGAAUUCGUUCGACCUUGACAGUGACAUAGCAUGUGAUGACAAACUGAAACACGUGUUUACGCAAAUAGCCUGACUGGCAUUGGCUUGUUGUUGUUACACCUUGUUGAAAAAGCACAAUUGACAACGAUCGGACAUUACUUCAAAUCAACCAAAUGGUUAGAUGAAAUCUAAAAAUAAACCUCAUUGUUCAUUGGGAAACCCCCUCACGCAGUACAGACACAUUAUAGGUCACAAGUGAUCAUGAAUAUUCAAACGACUUACAGGAAACCUUCAGGUGUCCCGAGAGUUCGUCUUGUCAAAUGGAACAUGCUGUAAAUCCCAAGUUAGGAAUGCUGUUAUGACAUUUGCAUCGAAAUGUCAACUAAAAUGUUUACCAGGUUUUCACGAGGAUGGCUUCAGAACUUCAAUUCGAGUCAUGUACGAUUUCCAAACGGAAAUAGCCAAGUUAGAGUAUGGACUCUCACAAAUGGUACAGCCUUAAGCAGCAGCUUUUCAACGUCCCAGCGUUAUACAAACUGGGAGCAGCCCCAGGGUCAUGACACUGGAAUUAAAGUGUGGAACUCUUUAACAAAGACAAAGGAGCCAUUAAUUCUGAGGAAUGACCGAAUUGGAACAUGGUACAUGUGUGGCCCGACAGUGUACGACUCAGCACACAUUGGACAUGCCAGCACGUACAUGAGAUUCGACAUCAUUCGAAGGAUCAUGGAAAACUUCUUUGACAUCAAUCUGAUGGUCGUCCUUGGAAUCACUGACAUCGAUGACAAAAUUAUCAACAGAUCCAAAGAGACUGGCGUCCCCUUCACACAGAUCACCUGGCAACACAAGAUCGAGUUCUUCGAGGACAUGGAGGCCCUGAACAUCCUCCCUCCCAGCAGGUCAACACAGGUCACGGAGUAUGUUCCGGAGAUCAUAGACUUUGUGAAUGAAAUCAUGGACAAGGGCUACGCCUACACCACACCCAGUGGUAGUGUGUACUUUGAUGUCGAGAAGUUUGGCCGCUACGGGAUACUGUGUCCACCUUCUGGGAGUAGUGACCAUUUGCAUCCAGACAAUCAGGAGAAGAAGAAUGCAGCAGACUUUGCCCUGUGGAAGGCGGCUAAGGCCGGGGAACCCCACUGGGAGGCGCCAUGGGGGAGGGGCCGGCCAGGCUGGCAUGUCGAAUGCUCUACAAUGGCGAGUGAGGUGUUUGGCAACAAGAUGGACAUUCACUCAGGAGGGACGGACCUGAUGUUUCCUCAUCAUGAAAACGAACUUGCCCAGUCCCAUGCCUAUCACGGCUGUACCCAGUGGGCCAACUACUGGAUACACGCAGGGCACCUGUAUUUGAAGGGUGACAGCGAGAAGAUGUCAAAGUCUCUGAAGAAUGUGAUAACUAUAUCGGAGCUCCUGGAGAAGUACACAGCUAACCAGUUCCGCGUUCUCUGUCUCCUAACACCCUACAGGAACAACAUCGAGUACACGGAUGAGAAGAUGCAGAAAGCGAUGCAGCUCACCAAGCAGAUCCAGAGCUGUCUCCAUCAGUGUCAGGCUUAUGUCAGAGGUCAACUCCUCACUCAGCCAAUCAACGAGGCCAAACUACACAAGAGUUUGUCUCAGGCACGAAGUAACAUUGAGGCAGCGAUGGCAGAUGACUUCAACACAGCCCAGGUGAUGGAGAGUGUCAUGGACCUGGUCAAACAUCUCAAUAUUGCCCUGGGCACAAAAGUGGAGACAGCGAUGGGAGCGAGGAGUCCAGCGGUGGUGUCACACAGCAGCACCUACCUACAGAAUGUCAUGGCCAAACUGGGGGUGUCACUCCAGCUGGCAGAGCCUCCAGCGCAGGACCUGACAACUAGGAGGUUCCAGCACAUCAUGGACAGUGUUGUUGACUUUAGGGCCAAAGUUCGCAACUUUUCUAUCGAUCCUCCAGAAGAAAUAAUCGUGAAAGACGCUGACCGAAGUCUGACGGAGAAGAAGGCGAGACGCAAAGUACUGUCACCGUUAUUGCAAGCAUGUGACGUUGUCAGGGAUGAUCUCAAAGCUGCCAAAGUUCAAAUUCUGGACCAUGGGAAAACCUCAUCCUGGACACUGACCUCUGAUGAUGAUGGCGACAAGUCUGACUAAGGAAGUCAUACAGUGGGGUGUGAACAUUUUACUAUUUUGAUGAAAAUUAUUCAUCAAACUUUGUUUAUUAAGGAAGUUCUGAAAAUGAUUUAGCUAAGUGACAUCUGAUUCCUGAGAGUAGAUUUUUGUGGGCCAUACAAUUUGAAUUAUUUCUUCCAACAGUUUCAGCUGGGGAUCAAGGGGGGGUUUGGGUGUGGUGGGGGGGAAGGUCAAUGGGGUUGGACACUCCCCCCCCCCCCCCCCCCCCCCCGUUUAAAAUAACAUACCAGUGUGGACUCUGAUGACAUUAAUAAGCCUAAACACACUGGAGGCAAAAUAUCAACCCUUUGGAUCUACUCCUGUAUCAUAAGGGAGACUACUCUGAAUCCAACAGUCUUUUUGUGUAAUCGUUGUCAAAAUACUUGGAUGUCACAUGAUGAUAAAGGAACUGGCCUAGGACUUAUUUUCUUAUAAUACCCAAAAGAAAAAAAGUUGAUUUAAACCAAAUUUGUCACUUAUGAUGUUAUAUAAGUGAGGAGUGUUUAUUACCUGUAGUGGUUAAGUUCCCCUCAUGUUGAGAUAAUAAUCAUUAUCAUACCUCCAUGCCACAAUGAUGAGAUCUGAUUGGUUCACAUGAUCUUGAUAAAAUACUAUGUAUCCCGCCUUGGAGGGAAAUACAUUUCUGAGAGGGAGAAUGAAUCCAUUAUACCCCGCCAAGAGCAAAAACAGGCUGCACGUGGAUAUCUGAGAGGCAGAAUAAAUCACUUAUAUCCCGCUUUGAAGCAAAAGCUGCACGCCUUUUCCGAGUCAAUGAAAGUCACGUGACAUAGCACAAGUUAACCCAAGGUCAAUCAGACUGAUCUAUCAAAUUGUAUUUGUCACUUUUACAAGGUCAUAUUAAAACAUGUUGGUAAGAUUAUUUGUUGUAGCAGGAUCACGAGGGGUACAUGGGGUUUUAUGCAUCCAGCUUCCGGCUUGUGGUAUAAAACCGAACACGGAACACAUAAAACCACAUGUACCCCUCUAGAUCCUGCUUCAACUUAUUAUACAAACUCCGAAUUUCGACCUGAUUGGGAUCAGAGGUCAGGAAUGUCAGUGUUCAUGGGUUUCACGAUUCCUGUGGUACUUUCGACUGUCAUAUAAUAAGUCGACACACUGAAAUAUGAUACUGUUUAGUGAUCUCACACCUUGUAUGCAUGGUGAUAAUACAUUUGAUUGUAAAUUUGACUACGAUUAAGUUAUGAGACUGUAUAUUGAUUUUUUACUGAAUCAACUGUUUGACAUGUUCAUGUAUGGUCUGCAUCUCGUCAUGUGAGUUGUGUAGAGCUUGUAAAAAAUAAUAAUCUUUUGUCCCACUGAUGUGCAUACUUAAUCAUUUAGCUUAUUAUAUGUCCAUUCUAUUCACAGACUGCUUGUUCAUUCAUUAACAACAACAAAACUGUACGAAAUAGGUGACAUUGCCCAUUCUAUUAUGAGCCAUUCAGAAAACAAUAGUAGUCCGUUAGUGGGCGUGGCCUAAUGAUUUUCGGUUUAUGGAAAAAUAAAUGCAAACUAAAUUGCUCAGUUAGCCAAUCAUUACUGUUAUGAGGUGGCUGAACUAUUGUUAAAAGCAGCGAUAAGCUCACUCACUCACUCACUCACUCAUUCAUUCAUUCAGUCAAUCAUAGCUGUCUUCAUUUAUCAUAACUGAUUUCACUGAAGUUUGUGACGUCAAUCAAUAUUUCACUCUACCAGAUAUAUUGCCCUGAGACAAUCAUUGCAGCAUGGGGAUUCCUGCUACAGCUUGGAGAACUGUUGUCACCACUCUUGUACACUCAUAACAUUUAAACUUGUUUUAUGGUGAAUGUGUUGAUAAGUUUGCACUUAUGAGGUGUUGUAGAUCUUGCAAGAAUGUGUCUGACACUUUAGGGUUGCCAUUGUGGAUGUAAUUUUGUUUUGAAGUUUUAAUAUGCAUAUGGGGGCGGUCGGGUAGCCUAGUGGUUAAAGCGUUCGCUCGUCACGCCGAAGACCCGGGUUCGAUUCCCGACAUGGGUACAAUGUGUGAAGCCCAUUUCUGGUGUCCCCCGCCGUGAUAUCGCUGGAAUAUUGCUAAAAGCGGCGUAAAACCAAACUCACUCACUCACUCACUCACUAAUAUGCAUAUGUGCACAAGGCAGGUUGCAAGGAUUUGCUGUUCUUGAGCAUCACGAUAUUCUGUGUCCUUGUAUCAAUACAAAGCAAUACACAAACUUGACAUAUAUGGGUGACAUGUAAGAUUGUCUAAGAUCAAUUGUAGAAGACUAUGUUCUGCUGGAAUGUACAAGGGUCUCUUUGUUUCAUUAGGUCAAGUAUACUGUAUGUUGAGGGUGGGUUUCUAUUCAUUCCCUUGAGAUGGACAUGGAAGAUGUAUCACAUUGUGUAGUGUAUCGCGACCUUGCUACGUUAUAUGUCCUACCACAACCAGAUUGAAUCAUUCAGUCCUAGUAUAAGGUCUCCUAUGAUCUCUAAGGGGGAUUGGUGGUCAGCAGGUGUUGGAUACUGCAGUUUGCAGAGUUGUGUCCCUUAGCAGUGCCAGAAUCCGGUGAUCAUGGGUUCAGAUCUCAUGACUUGGAUUAUCGUUCUUUAUCAGCAGCAUACUGUGCUUGUGGGUUUCACCAAAGUGGUUGACGUCUUAGACCUGCAUCACUAUGCUGACCCAUUGUGAUAUGUCAGAAAUACUGUUCAAAGCAGCGUUCCAACCAAUUUGAUCCCUCUCAUAAUACCUAAAUGUCACGUUAGUUGAUCUGAGAUUGUCAAUACAAGGUCCAUGUUGAAAAAAUCUGUGAUGUUUUCAUUAAGCUCUGAAUACUUUAAAGUUGAAUUUUGAAAAAAGAAAAAAAGUACCGGUAGCCUGUCUGUUUCUAAAGCUUUGCAUCAGAAACAGUUGUUAACUUGCAUACUUAAAUCAAAGGUUCAUAUGUAAUGGCACAUUGUUGUCAUAGAAACCAGAAAGUCUGACCCCUGUAGGGCAGGCAUCUUGAACAUGCCAGUUUGGUCCCUGACUCAAAUAUAUAUACUCACCACCAAAAGAAACAUGAACCACAGAAAUAUAUAGAGAAGUAUGUAUGUUAAGAAGAGAUGUUUCCAAUGUGUACCACUUAAUGACAAAACUAACACUCAAGUGUUACCACAGUGUCUUUAUUCCUAUCACGAUAUGCUGCACGUGAUUUUCAAACUUUACGAGACAAAUGGUGCAUUUCGAGUCAUGGAUCUAUGAUGUCACAUGUGAUGCGUUCAUGAGCGUCAAUUCACAGAACAUACCAGUAUUUUUGUUGUGUGCAUUGAACCAAUCUAAUAUCUCUUGAAUAUGAGUAAUUCUUCAUAUAUUAAGCAACAUGUAUCAUAUUCAUGUUUCUUUUGUCUGUGAGUAUAUACAUGCAUGUAUAUCAUACAUGUAAUAUGGUCCACAUGUUGUUUUGAGUAUACUUGAUCAAAACAAAUUCGGGUGAGCUGUAGAUGUUCAUCAUCAUCAUCAUCAUCAUCAUCAUCAUCAUCAUCAUCUGUACUUCACAGGUUGGUUCAGACUGCUUCCAUCACCUGUGAAUACAUGUCAUGGUGUCUCUAUUCAGUCAGAUUAUGAAAUGAGGCCGUGUAUAACUCACAGAAGUCGAAUCAGCCUGACUCUGUGCAUGAAUGUAGUGCGAACCCUGCCUUUGCCUGAUAUUGAAACAACGUAGCACAAGAAAUAUUGCCGUGUAAUCUGUGCUCUCAUUGGUCCUUUAUGUGUUUGUUUGUUUGUUGUUUAACACCGCACUCAGCAAUAUUCCAGCUAUAUGACAGCGGUCUGUAAAUAAUCAAGUCUGGACCAGACAAUCCAGUGAUUGAAAUAAUGAGCAUCGAUCCACGCAAUUGUGACACGAUGACAUGCAUCAACCAAGUCAGUGAGCCUGACCACUCGAUCCCGUCAGGCGCCUUUUACGACAAGCAUAGUCGCCUUUUAGGGCAAGCAUGGGUUACUGAAGACGUAUUCUACCCCGGAUCUUCAUGGGCCUCAUUGGUCUUUGCUGGUUUCUCGCUUGCUUGAACCAGGUCAUCAAUUGAUUCUCUGGCUCCAAGCAACACCUAUUAUUGGCUGUGUGUAUUCAUGGGUGAUGGAAGGAUGUAGUGUAGACAAACCAGGGAAGUUUGUCCCCGCUACAGCAACCACAUAUUUAACAGUGUGCAAAUGUGUGCAGAGCUAGAUGUAUUUUUCUAGCUAAUAUUGAUUUAGUCCUAUUUUGUGAGAGACUUCUCCUGGAUAUUUGUAUAUUGUUGUAUUGGAGUAAUAUAUUACAAGAAUAAAAAAGAUCCUCUCAUCAUGCAUUGUUUUGUGGAUGACAAGUUAUCCAGAUGUGCAGCACAAGGCUCUCGGUCAAGGGGGACAACUCUUGUCCUGUUUGUCAUCAAGUUUGUUAGUUGAAAUGAAACUAAAAAUGGGAUUGCAAAAAUAUUAAGUAUUAUUGUGCUUUAAAAGUGUGGCUGCUAGGGUGAAUAUAAAUUUAAAUACUUGUAUAUGGAACUUGGUUAAUGUCUGUUUUUUAAUGUCACGCUGACUUCGGCCUCGUAGGAUAUAUGGGUCAAUUUAUUUUGGGGGGGGUGGGGGUUUACAGCUACAUAUUCCUGUGAUCUAUGUUUCAGGAAAUUAGCAGAAAUUGUAUUUGCGUGUGCUGUGUCAGUGGAUCUGUAUACAAACUAUGACAUGUUAGCCAAGAAAAACAAGCAUAAUUAUUAGGCUUACGAAAAUAAAAUUGGUUCUCAUGAAAAUAUAGA